AUGCCUCCCAAGUUGAACCACACGUCUAACCAUCACGCGUCUGAUCCGGACAAUGAAGUCGUCUGUCCGAUCAAGUCUGCUGAUGGCAGCAACUGUCGCAAGAAAUGCUUGGGCGAGAAGCGCUUCCGCUCCAUGCAGGAGCACAUCCGACGAGCGCAUCCGGAAUACUACAUUCCCAAGCUGCCGGCAACCAAGGAGAGCUUCGACUUGAUGGUCAACUCACCACCGUCUGAGCGGCCUCCUCGAGUAGAGCUAUGGUCGCCGACGUCUGCCCCUCGCCAACCGCGAUCACAGCCUGCAGACCACCACCGUAACAACGACCAGUACGCAGUUGGAGGACCCUCUGCAGGCGGGCUGGGCCCCGUUCAGAUAGCUCCCGACGGCUACGGCUUGCCAGCAGAGUACCGAAGGGGCUCCCUCAUCCCGGCUGCGAACGCGGCUGCUGCACUGGCACAGCUUCACUAUGCUCGACCAGACGGAGAGUGGGACAAUGAUCAAAACUAUUUCAACGACCAUGUGUCCGACGCAAAGAGAGCUCACAUGGUAGAUCCCACGCUCUCAGCCGGCCAGCAAUUCCUCGAUAGCCAAUACCAAGAAGAUCAGGGAACCCCGACGGGCCUGUCGCUGCUCAAGUCGCCCUCGAGUCGUCAGAACACCCUUCCCCCCAUGCAGCGUUCCAUUUCCCAUAGCUCUCAUAAGAACUCGCUGACACAGAGUGCCCGCAAAGCAAAGCACGAAAGAGACAAGAUCAAGAACGAGAACCGUAAGGCCCUCAGUGCCGAACCUAACAUGUACGGCAAGAGAUGGGAAGAUUUAAUAGAUGCCGCGACGUCGGCUACAGAAGAGGAUCGGGACCUCACACCUCUACCCGUCUCACCCUACAAGUCACCACAAGUCGGUGCACGCACACCACUCGCUCCCUUCGCCCUUGGCUCUCAAUUCCAAUCAUAUACUGCGUCACCCUUACAACAAACCCUCACACCUCCUCCUGCCGAUGCCGAUGGCCCUCCUCUGGACAUGGGGCCGUUCCCCUCAGUCGAAGACAACCCCGUCUCAUCCUCUAUCGACUCGAAUCAAUCAGGCAACAACUUCCACAUCAUGCCAUCACAAAACAUGUCUUCAGACUCAUCACCCAUGUUUUCGAACCCCGUACAAAUAUACUGCGCAGGCUGUAGGAGGCUUAGUAUUCUCAAGGAGUGUUUCGCAUGCACAGAGUGCAUCUGCGGCCUCUGCUCAGGUUGUGUCGAUGCACUGAUGGCAGAACAGUCCCGCGGACGCAUAGCACAAUGUCCACGGUGUCGCACAAUGAGUGGACGAUUCAAACAGUUCCAGCUCGACAUACGCUAG
Molecule: messenger RNA, 1347 nt
Organism: Aureobasidium melanogenum CBS 110374
Lineage: Eukaryota; Fungi; Ascomycota; Dothideomycetes; Dothideales; Saccotheciaceae
Exons: 5
Coding region: 1-1347 (448 amino acids)
Source: RefSeq, a predicted model, not a curated record